Molecule: messenger RNA, 2575 nt
Organism: Brassica oleracea var. oleracea
Lineage: Eukaryota; Viridiplantae; Streptophyta; Magnoliopsida; Brassicales; Brassicaceae
Product: phosphoenolpyruvate carboxykinase [ATP]-like
Exons: 10
Coding region: 365-2368 (667 amino acids)
Biological process (GO): gluconeogenesis
Cellular component (GO): cytosol
Molecular function (GO): phosphoenolpyruvate carboxykinase (ATP) activity; ATP binding
Source: RefSeq, a predicted model, not a curated record
CCACGUUUAGGCAAGUUAAUUGAGACGCGUUUUCUGAUUGAUGAAAGAAAUCGAGUCAAAGGAAGCCUAUAAAACGGCUUCUUCUUCUUUUCCAUCAUCACCCAUUAAUCUCUUCUCCUUUAAGACAAAUCUUGUUUUUUUUGUUUUUGUUUUGUUAUAUAUUCUUAUUCUUCCACAAAGAAGAAGACAUUCCGGUAUUAACAUUUUCUUCAUAAACUCUCUUUAAAUUCAUAUACGUGUACAUAUUUGUGUGUGUGUGUGUGUGCAAAUUGUGUAAUAUUUUUACCAAAAAAAAAAAUUGUGUAAUAUUUGUGUGUGAACUAAUUGUAUAUUUGUAUAUAUUCAUCCCCACACGUUAGCGGACAUGGCGGGAAACGGAAACACUGACGGAGAAUUCAGUUUCUCGGCUGCGGCUGCGCGUGAUGCGCUUCCUAGGAUCACCACGGAGAAGGGAGCCAAGUCUACGACGUCGAGUGACGUGUGCCACGACGACACCGCGUCACGAGUCAACUUUCAGACCAUCGAUCAGCUCCACAGUCUCCAGAAGAAACGAUCUGCACCGACCACUCCUCUCAAAGAAGGAGGUGGCGUAGUGAUGGGAACCAGUGGCCCUACCACUCCUGUCUCCGGUGAGAGUAUGCUUCAAUCCGUCAGUGCAUCGUUGGCUUCGUUGACGAGAGAGACAGGACCGAAGGUAAUCAGAGGAGAUCCGACGUCGGCGGCUAAAGUGGCACACGUGCCACAAACUCCUACGUCAGCUCCGGCUGCUGACGUCAGUGACAGUUCUCUGAAAUUCACUCACGUCCUUCACAACCUCUCUCCCGCAGAAUUGUACGAGCAGGCGAUAAAAUAUGAGAAAGGAUCGUUCGUGACAUCGACCGGUGCGUUGGCCACUUUGUCGGGAGCCAAAACUGGUCGGUCUCCUAAAGACAAGCGUGUAGUUAAGGAUGAGACAACUGCGUCCGAGCUCUGGUGGGGAAAAGGAUCACCAAAUAUCGAAAUGGAUGAACAAAGUUUUUUGGUGAACCGAGAAAGAGCUGUUGAUUACUUGAACUCUUUGGACAAGGUGUUUGUGAAUGAUCAAUACCUAAACUGGGACCCAGAGAACAGAAUCAAAGUCAGAAUAGUAUCAGCAAGAGCUUACCAUUCACUUUUCAUGCACAACAUGUGUAUCCGUCCAACAGCUGAAGAGCUAGAGAAUUUCGGGACACCUGAUUUCACGAUCUACAACGCUGGAAAAUUCCCAUGUAACCGUUUCACCCAUUACAUGACAUCAUCGACAAGUGUCGACAUAAACCUAGGAAGAAGAGAGAUGGUGAUUCUAGGGACACAAUAUGCUGGAGAAAUGAAGAAAGGACUUUUCGGUGUGAUGCAUUAUCUGAUGCCUAAGAGAAAGAUUUUGUCUAUUCACUCCGGUUGUAACAUGGGGAAAGAUGGAGAUGUUGCUCUCUUUUUCGGUUUAUCUGGAACCGGAAAGACUACUUUGUCGACCGAUCAUAACCGGUAUUUGAUUGGAGAUGAUGAGCACUGUUGGAGUGAGACUGGAGUCUCGAACAUCGAAGGUGGUUGUUACGCGAAAUGCAUUGAUUUAUCGAGGGAGAAAGAGCCUGAUAUCUGGAACGCUAUCAAAUUCGGAACUGUUUUGGAGAAUGUUGUGUUUGAUGAGCACACAAGAGAAGUGGAUUAUACAGACAAAUCAGUGACGGAGAACACACGUGCGGCUUAUCCUAUUGAGUACAUCCCUAACUCAAAGAUACCAUGCGUUGGACCACACCCUAAGAACGUGAUCUUAUUGGCUUGUGACGCUUUUGGUGUGCUGCCGCCAGUUAGCAAGCUGGAUCUUGCUCAGACUAUGUAUCAUUUCAUCAGUGGAUACACUGCUCUCGUUGCGGGAACAGAGGAAGGAGUUAAGGAGCCAAGAGCGACUUUCUCGGCUUGUUUUGGUGCUGCUUUCAUUAUGCUUCACCCAACCAAAUAUGCAGCUAUGUUAGCCGAGAAAAUGCAAGCUCAAGGAGCCACCGGUUGGCUUGUUAACACCGGCUGGUCUGGUGGAAGCUAUGGAUCUGGAAGUCGAAUCAAGUUGGCGUAUACAAGAAAGAUUAUUGAUGCUAUACAUUCGGGUAGUCUCUUGAAUGCAACUUAUCAGAAAACUGAGAUUUUUGGUUUGGAGAUUCCAAAUGAAGUUGAAGGAGUGCCUUCUGAGAUUUUGGAGCCUAUGAAUGCAUGGGAAGACAAAGUGGCUUAUAAGGACACAUUGUUGAAGUUGGCUGGUUUGUUUAGAAACAAUUUUGAGACAUUCACAAGUCAUAAGAUCGGAGAAGAUGGAAAGUUGACUGAAGAGAUUCUUGCAGCUGGUCCAAACUUCUAAGGUGAUGAAGAUUAUGAUGAUGAACCAACAAUGUUUUCAAAAAGUACAACAACAUAAAAAAUAAAGUGAAUAAAGGAGAGAGUCCACGAAUUUCAAGAAAACUCCAUUUGAUUAUCGGUCAUAUUUUUUCCAAUUGAAAUGAGAACUAUAAUUUUUCUUUUCUUUUCAUGAAUGUUUGUUUACUUACAAAAUAAGUUUAUAUGCUCU